Molecule: messenger RNA, 786 nt
Organism: Suncus etruscus (white-toothed pygmy shrew)
Lineage: Eukaryota; Metazoa; Chordata; Mammalia; Eulipotyphla; Soricidae
Gene: DCTN5
Product: dynactin subunit 5
Exons: 6
Coding region: 87-635 (182 amino acids)
Source: RefSeq, a predicted model, not a curated record
CCGGAAGUAGCCGGAAUCCCAGCGCCCGGGAGCGACUCGCAAGCUUUGUGACAGGAACGAGGAGGACAAGGAAGGUGUCGCCCGCCAUGGAGUUGGGAGAGUUGCUGUACAACAAGUCGGAGUAUAUCGAGACGGCUUCUGGGAACAAAGUAAGUCGCCAGUCUGUGCUGUGUGGCAGUCAAAACAUCGUCCUCAAUGGCAAGACCAUUGUGAUGAAUGAUUGCAUUAUCCGAGGGGAUCUGGCAAAUGUAAGAGUUGGACGCCAUUGUGUGGUGAAAAGUCGGAGUGUUAUAAGGCCACCAUUCAAGAAAUUUAGCAAAGGUGUCGCAUUCUUUCCUUUACAUAUCGGGGACCAUGUCUUCAUUGAGGAAGAUUGUGUGGUCAACGCAGCUCAGAUUGGCUCUUAUGUUCACGUUGGCAAGAACUGUGUGAUUGGGCGCCGAUGUGUAUUAAAGGACUGCUGCAAAAUUCUCGACAACACAGUAUUACCCCCAGAAACUGUGGUUCCACCAUUCACAGUCUUCUCCGGCUGCCCAGGACUCUUCUCAGGGGAGCUCCCAGAGUGUACCCAGGAGCUGAUGAUUGAUGUCACCAAGAGCUACUACCAGAAGUUUUUGCCCCUGACACAAGUCUAAUGUCUCUGCCUCGUGUCCUGAAUUCACAUGAGCUCUAAGAUGAACUUGGGGACAAAGUGGGCCAGUGAGAUCUACCCAUCGCUCUUUUGUCUUUAUUCGACAUGUUCCACCUCUUGGGUUUUUUUUUUUUUUUUUAAGAAUUUAUCAGUCC